Messenger RNA from Gallus gallus (chicken), 6380 nucleotides. RefSeq names its product insulin receptor substrate 2 (gene IRS2). Gene Ontology annotation, cellular component: cytosol; plasma membrane. Gene Ontology annotation, molecular function: phosphatidylinositol 3-kinase binding; insulin receptor binding. Gene Ontology annotation, biological process: insulin receptor signaling pathway. Bases 235 to 3684 code for a protein of 1149 amino acids. The record is from RefSeq and is a predicted model, not a curated record. The transcript is spliced from 2 exons. NCBI's taxonomy places the organism in Eukaryota, Metazoa, Chordata, Aves, Galliformes, Phasianidae.
ACUCACUGCCACGCUCCCGCCGGCACAGGCAGCAGCCGCCGCGGCAGCAGCAGCACCGGCCGGGCGCCGCCGCCGCCGGGAGCCGAGGCGGGCAGGACGUCGGGCGGCCGCCGGCAGCGCCCGCCGCUUAGAGCCGGCCCCGGCGCGGCUGAGGAACCCGGGCGGCCGCGCUCUCCCCGCGGCGGAGCCGCUCAGCCCCAUCUCCGCUCGGCGUCGGCAGCGCGCGGCCGGGGGAUGGCGAGCCCCGCCGCGCCGGGGCUGCCGCCCGGCCCCAACCUGAACAACAACAACAACAACCGCGGCGUGAGGAAGUGCGGCUACCUGCGCAAGCAGAAGCACGGCCACAAGCGCUUCUUCGUGCUGCGCGGCCCGGGCGGCGGCGGGGAGGAGGCGGGGGGCGCCCGGCUGGAGUACUACGAGAGCGAGAAGAAAUGGAGGAACAAGUCCGGGGCGCCCAAGCGGGUGAUCGCGCUGGACUCGUGCCUCAACAUCAACAAGCGGGCGGACGCCAAGCACAAGUACCUCAUCGCCCUCUAUACCAAGGACGAGUACUUUGCCGUGGCGGCCGAGAACGAGCAGGAGCAGGAGGGCUGGUACCGCGCCCUCACCGACCUGCUGAGCGAGGGCAAGGCGGCCGCCGGCUCCCCGCACCGCCCCCUGCCCUCGCCCUUCGCCGCGCUGGCCGCCGGCGAGGAGCCCGACUACGGGCUGAUGACGCCGGCCGCCGCCGCCUACCGGGAGGUCUGGCAGGUGACGCUGAAGCCCAAAGGCUUGGGGCAGAGCAAGAACCUCACCGGCGUGCACCGCCUCUGCCUCUCGGCCCGCACCAUCGGCUUCGUGCGCCUCAACUGCGAGCUGCCCUCGGUCACGCUGCAGCUGAUGAACAUCCGCCGCUGCGGCCACUCGGACAGCUUCUUCUUCAUCGAGGUGGGCCGUUCGGCCGCCACCGGGCCCGGCGAGCUGUGGAUGCAGGCGGACGACUCGGUGGUGGCCCAGAACAUCCACGAGACCAUCCUGGAGGCUAUGAAGGCUCUAAAGGAGCUGUCCGAGUUCCGGCCCCGCAGCAAGAGCCAGUCGUCGUCCUCCUCUUCCUCCGGGGGGGCGGCCGGAGGCGGCGGCCCCUCGGCCACGCACCCCAUCACCGUGCCGGGCCGCCGGCACCACCACCUGGUCAACCUGCCGCCCAGCCAGACCGGCCUGCUCCGCCGAUCCCGCACCGACAGCCUGGCCGCCGGCAGCAGGGCCGCGCCGUGCCGGGUGCGGACGGCCAGCGAGGGCGACGGCUGCCGGGUGGGCUCGGCCGCCGGCAGCCCCAUGAGCCCCGGCCCCGUGCGGACCCCGCUCAGCCGCUCGCACACGCUGAGCGGCGGCGGAGGGCGGCCGGCGGGCAAGCUGCUGCCCGUGCUGGCCGGGGGCGGGCUGCAAAGCAGCCGCUCCAUGUCCAUGCCCGCCUCCCACUCGCCCCCCUCCGCCACUAGCCCCGUCAGUCUCUCCUCCAGCAGCGGCCUGGGCUCCGAGCCGGCCCACCCGCAUCACCCGCAGCGCCCGUCCAGCGGCAGCGCCUCGGUGUCCGGCUCGCCCAGCGACGCGGGCUUCAUGUCCUUCGACGAGUACGGCUCCAGCCCGGGCGGCGACCCGCGGCCCUUCUCCUCCUCCUCCACCGCCAGCAACCGCAGCAACACACCCGAAUCGGUGGCCGAGACCCCCCCGGUGCGGGACUCCGGCGGCGGCACCGAUCUGUAUGGCUACAUGGCGAUGGAGCGGCCCCCGAGCGGCCGUCUCUGCUACCGGCCUUGCCCCGAGGCUGACCGGGGCCACCGAAAGCGGACCUACUCGCUGACCACCCCGUGCCGGCAGCGGCCCGCCCCGCCGCAGGUCUCCUCCGCCUCCCUGGACGAGUACACGCUAAUGAGGGCCACCUUCGCCGGCAGCGCCGGCCGCCUCUUCCCCUCCUGCCCGGCAGGGGCUUCCCCUAAAGUCACCUACACGCCGUACCCCGAGGACUACGGCGACAUCGAGAUCGGCUCGCACCGCAGCUCCGGCAGCAGCAGCACCAACCUGGGGCCGCCGGCAGGGGGGGGAGGCGGAGGCAGGGGCGGAGAUGACGAUGGCUACAUGCCUAUGACCCCCGGCGUGGCCGCGGCCCUGGGUCGGGGGGGGCGGGGUGGCGAUGACUACAUGCCCAUGAGCCCCACCAGCGUGUCGGCCCCCAAACAGAUCCUGCAGCCCCGAGCGGGGGUGGGAGGCGGCUCCCCCGGCAACGGGAGCAGCUAUAAGACCAGCUCGCCGGGGGAAAGCUCCCCCGACGACAGCGGCUACAUGAGGAUGUGGUGCGGCUCUAAGCUGUCCGUGGAGAGUUCGGACGGGAGGCUGAGCAACGGCGACUACAUCAACAUGUCCCCUCGAGACCCCCAGCACGGGUCCCAGGCUCCCUCCCUCACCCCCCCGGACUUUUUCUUCGCCCCCGCAGGGCACGGGGCUGGCGAGCCCCUCAAACCCGGCUGCUACUCUUACAGCUCCCUGCCCCGCUCCUACAAGAGCCAGGGCCCAGCUAAGGACAGCGACCAGUACGUGUUCAUGAACUCUCCGGGCAGGAUGAUCCCGGAGGAGGCGAUGUGCGGAGCGGUUCUGUCCCCGGCCGGCACCUUCGCCCCCUCCAGCCACACGGUGCCUUCGCCCCUGCGGCACAGCCGGACCGAGGGCUUCCUCAGCCAGCGGUGCCAGCGGGCCGUCCGGCCCAGCCGCCUCUCUCUGGAGACCUUGCGGACGAUGCUGCCAAGCAUGAACGAGCACCCCUUGCCUCCCGAGCCCAAGAGCCCCGGGGAAUACAUCAACAUUGACUUCGGGGACACCGCUGUCUAUUCUCCCCCCUCGCUGCCCACCGACAGCCCAGCCUCCUCCCUGGGCUCAGGCACAGGGCAGAGGCGCUCCCCUCUCUCCGACUACAUGAACAUCGACUUCAGCUCGCAGUCACCCUCCCAGUCAGGCACAGUCUCGGUGGGCUCUUUGGAAGCGCUCUCGCCUGGCUCUUCCUCCAGCACCAGUCAGCCCGAUGGGCGCUACAUGAAGGCGGCUGGGGGGGUGGCCUGUCUGUCCAGCCCAUCCGACAGCGGGGAUUACACUGAGAUGACCUUUGGCAUGGCCACUACCCCACCCCAACCCAUCGUUCAGAAGCCAGAAAGUGCCCGGGUCACCAGCCCCACGGCCGGGGUGAAGAGGCUCACCCUCUCCGGGGUGGAGGCCUUCAUUCUUUCCAGCCCACCCCCAGACCCCAACCGCGGGGCCAAGGUCAUUCGGGCUGACCCCCAGGGGCGCAGGAGGCACAGCUCGGAAACUUUCUCCUCCACCACCACUGUGACCCCCGUGUCCCCCUCCUUUGCACACAACCCCAAAAGGCACAACUCAGCCUCGGUGGAGAACGUGUCCCUCAGGAAAAGUGAAGGCCUGGAGGAGGAGCAGGGCAGCAGCCCCAUGUGCCGGGAGACCUCGGCUGGCUUCCAGAAUGGCCUCAACUACAUCGCCGUCGACUUGGUGGACGGCAGCCUGGCAGGCUGUGACAAAGCCAGGUCAAAAGCCAGGCAUGUCCUGAACGGAGGUGUCAACGGAGUGGAGAUGAGCGCCUAUGCCAGCAUAGACUUUCUGUCUCACAACCUGAAAGAAGCAAGCGCUGUGAAAGCCAGUUGAUUUUGAAGAAGAAAAUAUUUUCUCUUUUGAUAGGAAGUACAGGAAGAUGGAAAAGAUGAGAGCUCCAGCGUUGGCAGAGCAAGCGUUGAACCUAAUUAACGCGAGAGGAUUGUUGAAUGAGAUGGCAAAGUUUUAAAGGAUGCACGCUUAUUCUGAAUGACUUGAAGGGCUGAGGGCAGAGUGUUAUUUGGCGGUUGCUUUUGUUUUUGCUGGGGUCAUUUUCGGGAUUUGUAUGUCGUGACCUGAAGCGGUGCAGAUGCUGUGCGUAUGGGUUGCAUUGCCCUAUAUGAGGCCAGCUUUGAAUUCACAGCCUAGGACACUAGCAAGCUAUUGUGUGUGUUUCUUUGCAAACUGAUUUUUCACAGAAAUAACGGGUUUUCUAGAGCCACCUAUGGCCCUAAGUGCAAAACAAGCUGUUGUUGGGAAAGAACUAUUUCCACAACAGUCUCCAAACUGCUGACCCCAAGGCAGAGGGGGAAAGCAGGGGGAGGGCAGUGGGAGGCAGUGACAGAAUAAACCUGGCGUGUAUGGCAGCGCUCCCAUCAGCCGGGCUGGGAGCAGGAGUGGGGCAGCCGAGCUGGGGACUGACUGCUGUCCUCCUGCAAAGUAAACAAAGGGAUAACGCCAGAAACAUGGCCACGUUAAUUUGGUACGUAACGUACCGAGGAGAGGAUUUAAUUCUAUUGUAUAUUUAUCAAAGCGUGGUUAUAGACAGAUUUUAAUAUUUAAUCUGUAUGUGUAUUUAUUUUCCCUAUUUCCUUUAAGCUCAUAAACGUAGACCUCAUCCAGAAGUGCUCUGGGUAAACUCGCUGAGGUUUAAUCUCCACGUAGGAGGCAAAGCUCUCCUUCCACCCUCCUGUUUCCCUGGAAAAUGUGUCUGCCUGCUGCGCAGUUGCUCUACUCGGGGAUUGCUGUAGCCAAUAUGAAGCGAGGGCGGUAAGAAAAAAGCUGCACAAGCAUCAGUCGGAGAGCUCUGGGUUGUAUGUCAAACUCAGGGCUUCACGUGAGCUGUGUUUGUGGCAGGCAAGCAGGAAAAGCUGUAGCAAGGGGUAGUAGAAAUACAUCAGAAAGAAACUUGCCAGGGUAUGUGGGAUCUACUUAUGCAAAUUUCCAGGUUUCUCUUUCGGAUUUCAUUAGGAUUUCCCACUGAAGUUUGUUUACAGAGCUGCUUCUGCCACUGUUAAAAUGAUCACUUAGUGUUGUGUAUUUAAAUUCCAAAAGCUGUGGCUUGGGAGAUUAAGACUUUCGUAUUCUGCAGAGAAAUACAGCGACAAUUUAAAGGAAACUACAUUUGAGCAAAAGCAAGAGUCAACUGUUAUUUUAACACAGCAGUAAUUCAGGUAGAUUUGAGAGAAUCUAUCUUAGUGAAAUAAUGGCUUGCAUGAGAGAUCUCUUACAUCACACGUAAUCAGCAUUGUUUACUGAGCUGUUUGCACUAUGUCCAAAUUCUGUUUUUGCAUAUAUGUCAAAGUGGUCGGCUUUGCCUCUUCAAACAGAAGAGGGAUUUUUCUAUGGAGUUCUUCAGACAACGGAGGAUCCAUGUACGCUUAAUAAUUGGAGCAGGAGAACAAGUCAGAUACAGGAUAUACAAACAAGCUCCUUGUAAUUGCUUUAAUAGUAAAUUAGUGUAAAAUACAUGGAAAAAAUCAAUUUGAAUUCUUCCUUAAGCUCUGUAGCAAUCAAUGUAUUUUCACGUGGAUAAAUGCUUUGCAGGAAACUAUCUGUGUCAUUGGAAGGUGGGUGGUUUUCACAUGUAGCUUUUUUUCCUGCUGCCAGUACCUGACCUCUGCUGUAGCAGUGCUGUAUUUCAGCGAUCUCUUUCCGUGUUGUCCUCUCAAGACAAGAGCGAGCUUCUGCCACCACAAUGGCUCUGACAACAGAGAAACCAAAAGGUUGCUUGAAAUCAUCAGUGCAUUUAGUUUUACUGUACUCUGCAAGUGUGCGCAUAGUUAAGAAUCUGGGAAAUGCUUGCUUUCAUCCCAUUUGUAAAUAAAAUAAUGGUUUUACUGGUCGGUUAAAGCUCUUGUUGGAUGUAGAUAAUUAGCUAGCCUUUUGUUCUGACAUUCUGACUGCUUUUUUUUGCAUAAAGAAAUGUAUGCCCUGUGUAUGGUUUUAUUAUUUAUAGAGGCAUUUGCAGUCUUUUUCUCAUAUAGUGUCAAUUAUUUAUUCCGGUGUAUUUAUGGCAGGUAACACUCAACAAUGGGGUGACUUUUUAUGGUGAGUCUUCACUCUGUUGAAGUGAAGUGGGAGUUCUGUCUCAAUUUCAAUGGGGUAAAGAUUUCGCCUUUUGUAUGUAAUCCUGGAAUUCAAAGUAAAAUUCCCAUUAAGGUUAGCGACUGUGUAAUUGGGAGUUCUGCUUAAUUGAAAGCACCAGGUUUGGGUGUGUUAUCAUUCAUUUUGUCUUCUCUUAACAAAAUGCUCUGUAACUUUUCAAUGCUUAUAGUAGUUGGUCUAAUUUUCUAAAACUGAACAGAUAUUAUGUAUAACGGUGCAAACAAAAACAACAACUGAAGAUUGUUUUCUUCCUGUUUUGGAUUUGUUGUCUUAAUUUAAAGUAAUCAUCUGUAAUGCAUCUACUGAAGAUCGUAGUAACGUGAUUUUUUGAUAAUAACGAACCUCCCCCUUGUUAAUUAGUUCUUACUUUUGUGAGGGUUUUGUGAUUGCACCUAAAACAAAUAAAAAGCCUAUCAUAAGAA